Molecule: messenger RNA, 477 nt
Organism: Parastagonospora nodorum SN15
Lineage: Eukaryota; Fungi; Ascomycota; Dothideomycetes; Pleosporales; Phaeosphaeriaceae
Exons: 2
Coding region: 1-477 (158 amino acids)
Source: RefSeq, a predicted model, not a curated record
AUGGCCAAUAGGGCAAGAGCGGCUCCCGGGCCCCGAACGAACCACUGGCGAGGAAAUUUGACGUCUCCGGCUGUUCCGCAUCCCCUGCAAGGCUGUUUCCAUUUCGGUCUAUUACGCAGUCCCAAAGCGGUUUUGACGGCGGGCCCCCCGGUAGUCGAUCAUCAGUCAUCCGUGCUGCGAGCUCUUGCAAGCUGUCAAAGGUGUCAUUCCGUGCUACUCAACAGAUGCUCUCGAUUCUGCCUGUCUGCGGGCGGCUGCCCUUUGCGCGACUCGAGUGGCGCAACGUUACAUGCACCCCUACCGGCGCAAAGAGGCCAGCUCAGCGUGAGUCAGUGGCGCAAGGCCGAAUGGGGCAGAUCACAGCAUGGAGGAUACGAGGCGGAGAUGACGCGCCGGCCGGGUGCCUUGAGCAGCUGCGAUGGCAGAGAGCUGGCGCUGCAGCGAUAUUGCAGCGACGGGGAGCUAGCUGUCGCCUAG